This is a messenger RNA of Hydra vulgaris (swiftwater hydra), 2877 nucleotides long. The record is from RefSeq and is a predicted model, not a curated record. NCBI's taxonomy places the organism in Eukaryota, Metazoa, Cnidaria, Hydrozoa, Anthoathecata, Hydridae.
AUAUUGUAAAUGUUGAUAAAUGUGAAGUGUCAUUUAAAUACUUAUUUAUUAUUCUUAUUUUAUUUAAACUGUUUGUUUGACUUUAGUAACAGUUUUUGAUCUUAAACUAAAAUAACUUAUGUUUACAGUUCCUAAAAAUUAUAUUACCAAUAUUGAGGUUGAAAUACUGGUUUUAUUUAACCAUCGCUUUUUUGUCGAAGGAACUAUGGGUCCAAAAAAUAGUGGCUGUGUGUUUCAGGAUGCAGUGAAACACUAUUUGGCUGAAAACUUCACUUUGCAUGGCGAAAUACAUACACACUGUAAAAAUGGACAUGUCAUCUACUUAUUCACUAAUAAUGGUGAGUCAAUUGGUAAUACUCUUAAACUAGUCAAUGACUUAUUUAACUUAAAAACUAGUAAGCAUAAACUCUAUAAUGUUAUUAAUAUUUCAAAAAAAUGGACUACCAAUUAUGUAAGAGAUUGUUCAAAAUUUAUUGAAUUUUGUAAUCAGCCCUUUGCAUACCAUGCACCAAGCGUGUCAUUGAAACAGGCAAUGCAUCUUAAUAAGAGUCAUUCAUUGGUUACAGUUUCAGAGACUUCUGUUCUUUUGCCCCAAGAACAUAUUGCUAUUUUACCCCUAGUUAAUGACGAACCAAUCUUGCCUGUAAAAUCUAUAAAAAAUGAAACAGGAAAGCAUGCAUCUAGAGAAGAACUAACCCCAAAGAAAGCCAAACUUAUUACUAGGUUAUCAUUUUUAUCUUCUCAGUUAGCUAGCUCAACCAGAGACCACAGACAAAAAAUAGCAAAACUUAAAUCAAAAUAUAAUAGCAUGCCAUAUAAGUUAAAAGUAUUCAGGCAAAACAUCAAAAGGAAAGAAGACAUUAUUAAAGCUUUGAGGGCGGAAGUUAGAGAACUAAAAAAAGAAAUUAAAACAUAUUAUUACAAGAGCUUAAUUCACAAACUUAAAGCGAAAACAAAGGCAUUAAAAGUAAAAGAAAAACAAAACUUAAUGCAAAUAAAAGUAAAAAAUAAUACUAAUAUUAGCGCAAAUAAAAUGUUUAUUGCUCAAUUAGAAAAUGAUAUAAGUCAGAUAAAAGAGGGGAAAAUUCCAAAUGUGAAUAUGUCAGAUGGUGAUAAGACUUACCCUUUACAAAUGAGGAUGAUAAUCUAUGGCAUGUUAUUAGCUAAUGUUCCAACUGGUAACAUAGGAUUCCUAAUUUCAAAAAUUGGGCAAUAUUUGGGUGUUAACUUUACAGAUAUUCCUCAUCGUUGUACUAUUGAGCAAAUGGCUCGUGAGCUUGGCAGUAUAGCAGAAUUGCAAGCAGCAGAAUGGGCUAUGAGUAAUUCUCAUCUUACUCUUGGAUUUGAUGCAACAACUCAAGAAGGUGUUCAUAUUAACACUGUUCAUCUUACAUCUAAAAACAACUGUCAGGUCAUUGCUCUGGACCAGUUACCAGGUGGAACAGCUGUUGAUUAUGAAAGCCAUAUAUGUGGUGCAAUUGAUCAUUUAGCUUUUAUAUAUUCAGAUUUUCACUUGCUUCCCUUUAAUGAAUGUCGUAGUUCAAUCAUAUCAAAUAUAUCCAACACAAUGUCUGACAGAGUAUCAGUUAACCAUCUUACUAUUUCCAAAAUUUGUAAUACCUGGGGAAAGAAUUUGAAUGAGUUAAACUGUCAUUUGCACCCUCUAGACACAAUUGCCAUUUCAUGUUGCGAAGUCUUAAAAUCUCUAGAAAUUGAACGUUGUGAAUUGUUUGGGUAUGAUUGUAUGGCAGUCAAAAUUGUGUUAGCAAUGAACAAGAUGAGAUUUAAAGAUGGCAAAGGUGAUCCACAAGGUUUUGUAAAUUUUUUAGACAAUAACAAACUCCCUCGAGGUAUUAUUCCACGGUAUCGUGGAAACCGUUUGCACAUUCUUUUCCAUACUUGUUUCAUUUUUAUGAAACACUAUACUAAUUUUCUACAUUAUCUUACCACUGGAACUGUAAAAUGUUUCAGUUUACAACCAAUUCUGCGAGAAGCCUUUUGUAACGCAACUGCUAUAAAACAAAUGGGAGUGCUUGCGCUGUUUAGUAAACUUCUCAGUGGGCCAUGGAUGACUAAGUUUUAUGUAUCUGCAAAUAAUGCAAGUUUUGAUCAUGUCACUGGUAUCCAGGUAGUAAAAAAUGUUUUGAAAGAAAUUACUAAUUGCAAAUCUAAUUCAGCUGCACUAUUUUGCAGCAAGAUGGAUUUUUUCGGAACCAUGCUUGAACCAAGUAUUUUAAAAUCUAUUACAAAUUUAUGCCCUAUCGUUGACCAACUUGUUGAAAUGACUUCUGCUUGUCUUAAUGCAGUUGAAGAAGUCUUGACUCGUCAAUAUAAGAGAUAUUUCUCCCUUUCCAUUACAGAGGCACUCAAGACGGAGACAGCUAGUGCAAGGCUUCACAAUAUAGAUAGCGAAGAGUUAAUUGGUAUGUUAAGUGAUGCCAAAGGACGAUGUCCUAAUGCAACAAUUUGUUAUAUAUCUAGCAAAUUAAGAUCCAAAAAGAAUAGGACUAUAGAUUAUCUCGAUAAUCUUGACGUUGUUUCCAGAGAAAAGGUAGUUAAGUGGUCUAUUUACAUGGCACGUAAAAAAAGAAUGAGAACUCGACUACUACAUAAUGAAAUUCGAGUAGAGAUUACUGGUAGACAGGUGUUUAAACGCCAAAAAAUGGACGAAAAACAAAAAAAAAAAGUUAGAGCGUGAGCUAUGUAAAUUAACUACCAGCGAAAUUAUGAAUUUAUAUAAAAACUUAUCUGUCAAGCAACUUGAUGAUUUAGAUGAUGUUAUGUGUGAAAGAAUAGUUGGAAGAAAACUCUGUCAUGAAUGGUAUGUUGCCACCUAUUCAAAGACAGUUAUUUAUGAUGGGAGAGUAGAAAAAGUAA